AUGUUUAAACAUUCCCUCCUUGCAAUCCUUGCAUUACUUUGCUUUACACAUGUCUUUUCAACUGUGGCCACCUUCAAUUUUCUAUUCGAAAGACAUGAAUCCAUGAAGAGAUCAACACUUCAAACAACAACCACUACUACAUGCUGCCAACCAAAUGUCUUCUCCCUAAAAGGCAUCUUAAAUCAAGUUGCCAUUGGUAAAAACGCAACUUUACAACCACUCACCGGAACCAUUCAAUUAUUCGCAGAUUACAAUCUUGGAAGAAUUAGACAAGAUGCAACAUUCUCUGCCAAUGGAAUGAACUCGUCCAUUUCUAGUUAUGCAUUCAAACUUUCUGAAAAUCUUGCUGUCAAGUAUGAUAUUCGUGGCGAGGGCAAUUGUGCAUGUCAUCAGAUUUCGUCCACUCAUGAUUUUCAGCCAAUGUGUGUCCUUUCGUCCAAUCAAAUAAGAAAGGCAAAAAUUGGAAAAUAUAAUGCAAAGAAUGUUAUCUAUAAUGUAAUGGGAAUGAAUGCUAAUAUUUGGGUUUUUUAUGAGAAUCCAGACGAAAGUGAAAAGUGUUGGAUUUUGAGUUCGUAUUUCCCAGAUUCGUUUUCUCUUCAGGAAAUUGUGUAUUAUGAUCAAGUUGAGAAGGUUGACCAAAAUGUUUUUAAGGUUCCUAGUUAUUGUCCAAAGAUUGAACAAUGUUCUGAUUGAGAAUAUUUC
This is a messenger RNA of Naegleria gruberi, 702 nucleotides long. RefSeq lists its product as uncharacterized. Bases 1 to 693 code for a protein of 230 amino acids. The transcript has a single exon. The record is from RefSeq and is a predicted model, not a curated record. Lineage: Eukaryota; Heterolobosea; Eutetramitea; Acrasida; Naegleriidae.